UGUUCAAUAAAGUUGGAAUUGAAGCCAAAAUGGCGACGUGCAUGUUGUCGUCAAAGAUGUCGCCCUUGGUGUCACCCAUCAUUAGAUUUCUACUGAAAGAUCAGUACUAUUCCUCGAAAACGAUAUGUAACGGUGUGACUAACAUUUCCAGACGAGGCUAUUCGACGGAUGCUCUCCCCCAGCCGGCUGCAGAAGACAGCAAUGCUGCCGCAGCGUACAGCGGACCACUGGAGCACUACAACAGUCUGGUCAGGGAUGAGUCGCUGCAAGAGGACCCACAUCAAAAAGCCGUGGUUCAGACCUUGGAUAAAAUGCACAAAACCCUAAGAGGUUACAACAACCAGCCUACGUCCCUCUUCGCGAAGUUUUUCUCUAAGCCAAAGCCCCCAAAAGGGUAUUACAUCUAUGGAGAUGUUGGCACAGGGAAAACGAUGGUUAUGGACAUGUUCUACUCCUACGUGGAGACAGAGAAGAAAAAGAGGGUCCAUUUCCACGGCUUCAUGUUAGAUGUACAUAAUAGGAUACAUCGCCUUAAAAAGAGCCUGCCAAAAAGGAAAGCUGGGAGGAUGGCUAAAGUCUAUGACCCGAUUGCACCAAUAGCAGAGGAGAUCAGUGAAGAGGCCUGUCUGUUAUGCUUUGAUGAGUUUCAGGUGACAGACAUUGCAGAUGCCAUGAUUCUGAAACAGCUCUUUGAAAACCUCUUUAAGAAUGGGGUUGUUGUCGUGGCCACGUCCAACCGGCCCCCAGAGGAUUUGUACAAGAACGGACUACAGAGGGUCAACUUUGUGCCAUUUAUUGCUGUGUUGAAGAACUAUUGCCAAGAGCUUCGUCUGGAUUCUGGGAUAGACUACCGCAAAAGAAACAGACCCUCAGCUGGGAAACUGUACUUCCUCUCAAGGGAACCUUGUGUUGAGGCAAUACUGGACAAGAUGUUUGACGAGCUGGCCUUCAAACAGAACGACAGUAAGAUGCUCACGUUGUCAUUGAGUGUAGAUAAAGAGGGAUCGGUGGAGCCGUCUAUAAUUAUAGUAACACGGCCAAGGACUCUGAAACUGCUAGCCAGGGAGGUCAGUCUUAUGAAAACCUGUGGGACCAUAGCAGACUGUACCUUCGAGGAGCUGUGUGAUAGACCAUUGGGUGCCAGUGACUACUUGGAGAUUUCCAGGCAGUUUGAUACUGUAUUCAUCAGGAACAUUCCCCUGCUCACUAUGAACAAGAAGACUCAAGCGAGACGCUUGAUCACGCUUAUAGAUGCCUUCUAUGAACACAAGGUACGAGUGGUGAUUCUGGCCGAUCACCCUCUGGAUGACAUCUUUGUACACGACGGAGAUCACGAACACCACCAUCAUGAACUCAUGGAUGAUCUCAACCUAAAAAAGGAUGCAGCCAGUGAGUUGUCUAUCUUCAGUGGAGCAGAGGAGAUCUUUGCCUUCCAAAGGACAGUGUCUCGCCUCACUGAGAUGCAGACUGAAGAGUACUGGCUGGAAGGGGACAGGAGCACCAUCACCACGUAGCUGUACAAUACCCCUCACCAACCCUCUAAACCCUUCACUACCUGCAAGGACAGUGAAAACCACCUCACCAGUACAGACUAUCAGUUAAUUUGACGGGAUCAGUUUGAGCGUACUGAGGCGCAGAAUCACCAAUCAUGAUCACAUAUAAUAAGUGUGAUUUGUAGAUCAGUGAUUCUACGCCGUCCGACUGCAAAGUAGUCCGUCUCAAACAUGCACAUACACUACCACGAGGGACUCCAAACAAUGGAAUAUAUUCAUUAUACUAAGAAAGUAUGACUUCAAGCCUUUAUGAUUUUACUUUGCCAUUGCACUUUACAAACUGACCAUAUUGUGCAGAACAUUUUAAGUUAAACCUUUAUCUGUGGAUUUUUUUCUAUACUGUACACAGGGUAUAUUGUGUGAAUGGCUUUUGCAAAAAAGUUCAAUGAAAUCCACUUCUAAAAAUGGAA
This is a messenger RNA of Oncorhynchus tshawytscha (Chinook salmon), 1963 nucleotides long. It is a transcript of the gene afg1la, whose product is annotated as AFG1 like ATPase a. The transcript is spliced from 13 exons. The record is from RefSeq and is a predicted model, not a curated record. The coding region runs from base 30 to 1514 and encodes 494 amino acids. Gene Ontology annotation, molecular function: ATP hydrolysis activity; ATP binding. NCBI's taxonomy places the organism in Eukaryota, Metazoa, Chordata, Actinopteri, Salmoniformes, Salmonidae. Gene Ontology annotation, cellular component: cytoplasm; mitochondrion.